CUCUCUGUGUCCAUCCAGCGGUGAGUAGUGGACCUGCAGAGUCCCGUGACGAUGCUGCUGAUCCCCGUCUGUGUGCUGUUGGUGCUGGGGGGUCGAGCUCUGGGCGGCGGCUACCCCCCUCCCCAGAUGCCCCAGAUGAAGUACAUGCAGCCCAUGAUGAAAGGACCCGUGGGGCCCCCCUUCCGGGAGGGCAAGGGCCAGUACCUGGAGUUUCCACCUAUGAUGGAGGUGAAAGGGGAGCCGGGCCCUCAAGGGAAGCCCGGCCCAAGGGGCCCAGCAGGGCCUUCGGGACUACCAGGGAAACCAGGGCUGGGUAAACCGGGUCUGAACGGUCAAACAGGCCCCCCGGGGCCUCCGGGAUUCCCUGGCAUUGGGAAGCCAGGGCUACCAGGGUUGCCGGGCAAGAUGGGCCCUAAGGGGAUGCCUGGAAACAAUGGUGAGCCUGGCCCACGCGGAGAGCCCGGUCUAAGGGGACUUCCAGGUCAGCCCGGCCUCCCAGGGCCAGCGGGCCUGUCCCUGAAUGGAAAACCUGGACCCCCUGGGGGAAGGGGGAUCCCAGGAUCCAGAGGGGAGCCAGGCCUGAAAGGAGGGCGUGGAGUCCCUGGAGACCGCGGACUGAAGGGGGAGAACGGUAAUGGCAAGCCAGGUCCAGCUGGGCCAAGGGGUCCUCCUGGCCUCCAAGGACUUCCUGGUGCCCCCGGAGCCCCUGGAAAUGGAAAGCCAGGACUCAAUGGAUUGCCUGGUCCAAGCGGGCCGAAGGGUGAUCAAGGGCUUCCUGGUGAUGCUGGUCUACCCGGAGAGGCUGGUCUCCCUGGGCCCGCGGGGGUUCCAGGGCCGAAUGGUUUAGGGAAGCCUGGUAUUGACGGUUUGCCAGGGAUGCCAGGACCGAGUGGGCCGAAGGGUGAGCCAGGAAUGAGAGGCACUCCAGGGUUCCCAGGACCACCUGGAUAUGGUAAGCCUGGACUAUCCGGGCCGAAGGGAGACAAGGGCCAUGUUGGCUUACCAGGGGCACCUGGUGAACAAGGGUUACCAGGGUUGGACGGCCAACCUGGAGACAGCGGUCCAAACGGGCAGUCAGGACCUCCAGGAGUACAGGGCCCUAUGGGUCUGCCAGGGAAGCCUGGCAUGCCUGGUUUCAAAGGAGAGCUGGGUCCCCAAGGUCCUCCUGGCCUUCCUGGGCUUCGAGGAGAUCAAGGUCCUCCUGGCUUGUCUGGGAAGCCAGGUAUCCCAGGUGAUAAAGGUCUUCCCGGUCCCAACGGGGCCAUCGGGAAACCAGGCCCCAAGGGCGAGGGUGGCCACAUCGGAUUGCCUGGAAAUCCUGGACUGACUGGUGGACCAGGACCAAAAGGUGAGAACGGAUUCCCUGGAACCACGGGUCCCCGAGGCCAGUCCGGCAUUCCUGGCACCCAAGGUCCCCCCGGGCACAUGGGUCCACAAGGAAUUCCAGGAAUUAAAGGAGAUCUAGGCCCACCAGGGCCACCAGGACUGGGAAAACAAGGUGACAAGGGCUUGCCUGGUCCCCAAGGCCCGUCAGGAAAACCAGGAAAUUCAGGACUUAAUGGCAUCCCCGGACCCCCAGGUCCACCUGGGCCACCUGGCCCUCCAGGUACUUCAAACGGCCAAACAACAGUUGCCGGAAUGGGGAACAUUGGAGGUGGAGAGGUUCCAGAUGGAAAACCUGCAAAGCCACAGCUAGGUGGCGCUGUGCUCUCUGCAUCAAUGGCUCCAGCAUUCACUGCCAUACUCAGCACACCCUUUCCUCCUUCCGGCAUGCCCAUCAAGUUCGACCGAACCCUGUACAAUGGGCAAAAUGCUUACAAUCCUGCCACUGGAAUGUUCACCAGCCCCCUAUCUGGAGUGUACUACUUCGCCUACCAUGUGCAUGUAAAGGGAACCAGCCUCUGGGUGGCUCUGUACAAGAACAAUGUGCCUGCCACGUACACCUACGAUGAGUACAAGAAGGGCUACAUGGACCAGGCUUCAGGGAGCGCAGUUCUGGAGCUCAAGGAGAAUGACCAGGUGUGGGUGCAGAUGCCGUCCGACCAGGCAAAUGGUCUCUACUCCACGGAGUACAUCCACUCGUCCUUCUCAGGGUUUCUGCUGUGCCCCACAUAACCUCCUCUUCCCACUCUUCCUUUUCUAUGCCUAAGCCCCACACCCCCCACCCCCCCUCCCCUACCAUCACCACCACCCCCUUCUCCCUCCCUCUCUUCCGCCGCUCCAGUGGCCACGUGAGGAAAACCUGGAACAGCAACAAGAACAACAGCGGCAGGAAAGACAGACGACAGAGAAAGACUCGUAUGAACGUAUGAAAGUGAAGAGUUGAAAAGCAGGAGAAGGAGACUUCAUGCUGUGUCUGGGUUUUAGCUCUUCCUUUCAAAUGUCCAUUUUUUUACUUUUAAAUGUUGUCUUUAUUUUCUAUUUUCAGCCUACAUGAUAAUAAUUAUUGUAAUUGUUAUAUUAUUAUUAUUAUUGUUAUUAUUAUUAUUAUUAUGUUGUUGUUAUUGGUAUUGAUGUUGUUGUUUAUUGGAAUCAGACUAUUAAGUGCCUUACUUUGCAAUGUUUAAAAAGCCGUUAAUAAGACUUACCCGUGUGACUGCACAUUUUGCCAAAUGUUUUCUGACUCCAAAAAGCGUUCAAAAUCUCUGAAGACUCUGGGGUUUGGUAUUUUUUCCCCUAGCUGCAGUCACAGUCCAUGUAAUUCAGUGCAUUGGCCAUUAUAUGAUACAUAUUUCCUUAUUUAAAAUUGUCAGAUCACACCUUAGUGCAGAAACGUCAUAAAUGUGCUUGACUACACAUUCCUAUACAUUCAAUAAAACAACUCCUCGUUGGAAUAAUGAUUGUUAGUUUUUAUUGCCUUUUGUCACCCUUCUUAAUCUGAUAAGUUUCGUUUUUUUCUGAGAAGCAGUUUUGGUGCUCGUAGUUAAAUGAGAAUAUUGUUUGUUGUUUUUGUUUUUGUUCUGUUGCUUUGUUUGUUUUUUCGUUCUAUGUGUUGCAAUUCUCCAUUGAGAGAUACUUACCUUACUCUGUGACAACUGUGCGGAGAGCAUUGUGCUAUUACUGGAAGCUAAUGGCGUUGAGAAUACUGAUUAUUACUUGAUUACCGAAGGCGUCCAAGCUGCGUCCAACAUUGGCUUGCUCAUAUGCAAUUUACAAAUACAAGCAGACCGAAUCCUUGAGAAUAUCUUGUAUUACAAAACCACAGUUCCGCAUCCAAAAAUCAAAACUAGCACAACUCUUUACAAAAUUGCAGAUCAGUCAUGUGUAUGAUUUUAAUCAAAACAACCUAACAUCAAGGAUGGUGCUGGGGCUUCUGAUGUGGCAACUGCAAAACAGCCCCUCCAAGUCUUUGAUACCGUCUAUAAAAGUAGUUCCCAAACCUUUUAUGAUAAGCCCUCUGUUGACAAUGAGGGGAAAUAAUGUACAGUACAUUAGUAACUAUAGCACCAUCCUUGGUUCUGCCGAUUUAGAUCUAGAAGAAAGAGCAGGAGAAAGAGUUUUCAUUUCUCUUCAUUUAGUACUUUGCUUAUGUUUCAGUCGGUGUGGAUGGGUUUUCCUACACAAGCCACACACAAAGACACCAUGUCUAUCUUAUUACUUUACGAGGUAACCACAAAUCAAAUUCACAUCCACUGGUUGAAAAAGGAAAUCAUUACAACGAUAUUAUCAUCAUAGAGGAAAUUCAUCAUUUGCACCUGUACUAGAAAUAGAAGUCGAGGUUGAAUGACGUCUACAAACCAUUAAAAUCCCUAUAAAUGCUAAGACAAAGUCAAAAAUGUGUCAUCAUACAAGCCAUGAAAUAUUAAAAUGACCAUAUAGGCUGUGUUGUGAAAACAGGAUGUGCUCUGUAUUUGAAGGGUCUAAAAGUCAAUCUUCCACCAUAUAGUUUAAACCAAGAAUGGAUGUUGAGUUAAACGUGUCCUUUUCAACUCAAGUGAAGCAUUCAAACAUUUACUGUUUAGAGUGGCCAUCAAUGCAGAGCACAGGGCACAGAGUGAUUAUGCAAGCAGAGCAACGUGUUGCUGUGACAUUCAAGUUGUUCAGAGCGGUUAAACUAUAAGAACGGUGCAAAGAAAGUAAUCAGUGACGAAAGUAUUGAGAAAGACUUAGAUGAAAUUGCAUGCUUGGUGAGGAAAAACAGGAAGGACAGACAGGACAGAAGUGACGGUAACUGUUGAUGCCACUUUAGCCGAUUAUUUAAACAAUAUCCCAGUCUCAUUCAUCAUUGUAAUACAUAAAAAACAAAUGAAACCUAAUGACUGAUGUGCUGGAAAAGGGUUCGUCCCAUAGCCUAGAUAAUAGUAGUUUGGCAACAUUUGGAAAAAAAUAAAAAAAGAUGUAGCAAUAAUGUUUUUCAGUGUGAAAAGGAGUUUUUUAAGUUUCUUCCUUCUCUUCCCCUGUCUGCAGGGUGUUCAUCACAGAGCACAGUUUGUAUAAACACUUCUCCCUUUUAGACGCAAUUUUGUUGAAGGUGUCUUUCAUAUUACUGAGGGAAAGGACACGUCUGAACAUCAAUAGUUAUAGGCAUUGGUGCACUCUUAUACUGGCUUGCCAUCUACAGUUCUCCACUGUUAAGGAAAGGUUUGUAUAUUAUCAUGGAUUUAUUGUUUUUUUAUCAUUUGAUUUUAUUGUUUUAUUUUUACAGACACUUGACUAACCUUGAAUUUGAUAUUUUUUUCCAUAUCUCCUGCUUUCACCUCUUCUGAUGAGACAAUUCUUUAUUAGCAAAUAUCAUGCCAUAUAAUAUAAACACAUCAGCUGGGAAUAGAAUGUUAUUAUGUAGAAUUUGUCAUGCUGUCUUCAUAUCAUUUAGAGUAAACAAAGGCAAGAGAUUAGCAAGUCUUGAUUUGCUUUUUAAGGGACAUUGGUUUCAGAGCAGAGACACACGAAAGAGGCCAAUUCCGUUUGCACAUGAAGACCAUGAUGGUGUAUUUAUACAUUUGAGAUAUCUGAAUAAGAGUCUGAGAUAUCUGAAUAAGAGUGUCUAGUAAUUAUGAAUUAUGAGGAUUGAAAUAUGUUGUUAACAUACUACCAUUAUUUGUGAAGGAUUGUCUUGGACAGAUUUUUUUCCUUUUUUAUGUGUUUUGUUAUACAUAUUAUGUUAUAGGGUUAUUGUUUGUCUUGUACAUGGCUAUUGCAUAUCCUUCAUGCAAUAGUAUUUGGGUAUAAAAUGCACUCAUUUUUGACUGAACUGUUUUUUUUUUGUUUGUUUGUUUGUUUUUUGGUCUACUCAUACAAAAUCUACCAUACUUGAUUGUAUUGACACCACAUCAAUAAAUUCUUUCUUGUAUUGAU
Alosa sapidissima (American shad) is the source of this 5295-nucleotide messenger RNA. RefSeq names its product collagen, type VIII, alpha 2 (gene col8a2). The record is from RefSeq and is a predicted model, not a curated record. The transcript is spliced from 2 exons. NCBI's taxonomy places the organism in Eukaryota, Metazoa, Chordata, Actinopteri, Clupeiformes, Clupeidae. The coding region runs from base 52 to 2115 and encodes 687 amino acids. Gene Ontology annotation, molecular function: protein binding.